Molecule: messenger RNA, 198 nt
Organism: Meloidogyne enterolobii
Lineage: Eukaryota; Metazoa; Nematoda; Chromadorea; Rhabditida; Meloidogynidae
Source: the annotation of a GenBank genome assembly
AUGAAAGCCAAUUACGACCCAACAAUUUUUCCUGCGCUACGUUUCAAAAUAGGUAUGGAAGAACGAGAUGGAGAAGUAUCGUGCCUAUGUUACAUCUCAGGACGUGUGAUACUAACAGGAAUAAAGUCUAUUCAUGAAAUGAAACAUGUUUUUAACAAUGAUAUUUUACCUAAAAUUAAACAAUUUCCACGAACAUAA